Molecule: messenger RNA, 1090 nt
Organism: Psylliodes chrysocephalus
Lineage: Eukaryota; Metazoa; Arthropoda; Insecta; Coleoptera; Chrysomelidae
Source: the annotation of a GenBank genome assembly
AUGAAAUCUGACACCUGACGUUUAUACUUUUACAAAAAUAAAAACAGAUAAGCUGAAAUUAAUAGCAUAGCUAUUUAUUUUCCAAUAUUUUGUACUUGCGAUGUUUAGGUGCUGAACAUUUUUUUGUUGGAAUUCAUGUGAUUCAUAUCAACAUAUUUAAGUAUGAACCGUCAACCUCAAACCUACGGAACCAUCUCAUCGCCUACAGACGUUGGUUUCAGUGAUAGAAUUGCCACACAAUUCAAUAGCUAUACUGAUAAUGUCGUGACAAAUAUCUACACAAUUAAUUCCAGUAUUAAAACAUUGGAGAACGCUCUAAAAUUAAUUGGCACAAAAAAAGACAGUCACGGAGUACGAAAUAAAGUUCACGUUACACAACUAAGCACUAAUCAAAUAGCUUCAGUUACCAGCAAAGACAUUCACAAAUUAAAGCAACUCGUUGCGAAGAAAGACAAGCAAAGGCAGUUGCAAGUUGAGAAGUUGGAAGGAAAUUUUAAAGAUGCCGUUGGCAGAUAUCAUACAUUGCAGAAGGCAGUGGCUGAGAAGCAGAAAUCUCACCUUUUAGUCCCAUCUGUCAGUGUUGAUGAAAGUGAACAGGGUAACAGCGAUGAUUAUGAGAAGCAAAUGCAGGUUCAAAAGACUAGGGAACUGGCAUUUGAGCAGGACCUACUCCAGGAAAGGGAAACCAGGGUGAGACAGAUCGAAUCAGACAUUCUGGAUCUCAAUCAAAUUAUGAGAGAUCUCGGAUCGUUAGUACACGAGCAAGGAGAAAACAUUGAUACCAUUGAAAACAGUAUUGACAGAGCAGCUGGUAAUGUAGAAGAAGGUACUGAGCAGCUGGUUAAGGCCGCCAGUUACCAGAGAAGUUACAGAAAGAAAUUGUGCAUUCUUGUCGGUAUUGCAGUAGUAAUAGCUAUAGCUUUAAUAAUCAUCUUAGCAGUAGAAUUAAAAAAAUGAGAUUUAACUUAUUAUUAUAAUAUCCAAAUAAUUAUUUAUAAUGUAUAUUGAUAUUUUUAAUUAAGUUUUAUACCUGUUAUACAUUAUUUUAUUAUUAAAAUAUAUACUCUUUAAAAAUAUAUUUAAUGAUAUA